Molecule: messenger RNA, 2728 nt
Organism: Dioscorea cayenensis subsp. rotundata (Guinea yam)
Lineage: Eukaryota; Viridiplantae; Streptophyta; Magnoliopsida; Dioscoreales; Dioscoreaceae
Product: probably inactive leucine-rich repeat receptor-like protein kinase IMK2
Biological process (GO): protein phosphorylation
Molecular function (GO): protein kinase activity; protein binding; ATP binding
Source: RefSeq, a predicted model, not a curated record
CACAAGAAAAAAAAAAAAAUAGAAUACACCCAAAAAACUAGCCGUUACCACUCUCACUCACUCCCUAUUCUCUCUCUCUCCCUACAAAACCUCAACAAGCUUCCUUCUUUCAAUCCAUUUUCACUAUUCUUCUUCUUGUUCUUCUUGUUCUUCUUCUCAAAAUGAUGCUUGUUUUGAUGUUCAUUAUUAUCAUGCUCACUGGCACUGCCUCAAGUGAGCACUGGGAUGGAGUUAUCAUUGCUCAAGAAGACUAUCAAGGUUUGCAAGCAUUCAAGCAUUCAUUGGAUGAUCCUAAUGGCUUCUUGAGAAGCUGGAAUGGCACUGGCCUUGAUGCUUGCUCUGGAGCUUGGCAAGGUAUCAAGUGUGUUCGAGGAAAAGUCAUUGCUAUUCAGCUCCCUUGGCGUGGCCUCGGCGGCCAUAUCACUGAAAAGAUCGGCCAGCUCACUGCUCUUCGCAAGCUUAGCCUUCAUGACAACUCCAUUGGUGGACAAAUCCCUCAAGCUCUCGGCUUUCUUCAUGAUCUCAGAGGUGUUUAUCUCUUCAACAACCGGUUCUCUGGUUCGAUACCGAUCUCCAUCGGUAAUUGUCUUGCUCUUCAGACUCUUGAUCUUAGUAACAACUCUCUUACUGGAACUAUUCCUUCAUCUAUUUCCAAUUCUAGUAAGCUUUACAGGCUCAAUCUUAGUUAUAACAACCUUUCUGGAUUGAUUCCUGUCAGCAUUGCUAGUAGUAUUUCACUCACUUUCUUUCAUCUUCAUCACAAUAAUCUCACUGGUUCUAUUCCUGAGUUUAAAUCAAUGUUUCAUCUUCAAAGUUUGAGUCUUGAUCACAAUGCCAUUUCUGGUAGCAUUCCCAAGUCUCUUGGCAGGCUUUCGAUGCUUCAAGAGAUUAAUCUUAGUAACAAUCAGAUCAAUGGAAGCUUGCCUGAUGAAUUUGGGAAUCUUGGAAAGCUCCAAACUCUUGAUUUGUCUGAGAAUUCCAUUGGAGGAAGCUUCCCUGCUUCUUUGUGUGAUCUGUCUUCAUUGGUUCAGCUCAAUCUUAAUGGCAAUGAAAUUGAUAAUGAAAUACCGGAAGCCAUUGAUGGCCUCAAGAAUAUCUCUGUACUCUCACUGAAGCACAACAGAUUCAAUGGACCAAUCCCGGAAAGUCUUGGAAACAUAUCUGGUCUUUCUCAGCUUGAUUUAUCCGAGAACAAUCUCACGGGGAAAAUCCCGAUCUCUCUUGUUCGUCUUGUGAAUCUAUCUUCUUUCAAUGUAUCGAAUAACAACCUCUCCGGACAAGUUCCUUUACUGCUCUCGGAAAAGUUCAAUUCUAGUUCUUUCAGAGGCAACAUUCAGCUCUGUGGUUACAGUGUUUCUGUACCAUGUCCUUCUCCGUCUCCUUCAAAUAACACUCCUCCUGUUCCUCCUGGAAAAUCACGAAACCGGAAAUUGAGUGCCAAGGACAUUAUUCUAAUUGUUGCCGGUAUAAUCCUCGCACUUUUGCUCCUACUAUGUUGUUUCCUGCUGUGUUGUUUGCUGAAGAAAAGAUCGACAUUGAGCAAAAAAAGCACUGCAUCAGCAGCGGCUGCCGCAGCUGCUGCAAGAGGUGAAAAACCAUCUCCGGCAGCAGCAACUGAAGUGGAGUCUGGAGGAGACACAGGCGGAAAAUUAGUGCACUUUGACGGGCCUCUAGCAUUCACUGCCGACGAUCUCUUGUGUGCCACCGCAGAGAUCAUGGGAAAAAGUACUUACGGAACUGUGUACAAGGCAACAUUAGAAGAUGGCAGUCAAGUUGCAGUAAAGAGAUUGAGGGAGAAGAUAGCCAAAGGACAAAAAGAGUUUGAGACAGAAGUUAGCAUGCUUGGAAAAAUUCGGCAUCCGAAUCUAUUGGCUCUUCGAGCUUAUUACUUAGGUCCGAAAAGGAGAGAAACUUUGGUCUUUGAUUACAUGCCUAAAGGAAGUCUUGCAGCUUUCCUUCAUGCUCGUGGUCCUGACACAGCGAUAGACUGGCCGAUAAGGAUGAAGAUAGCGAUGGGCAUUGCACAUGGCCUUCGAUAUCUUCACAAUGACUUAAACAUGGUCCAUGGCAACCUAACAAGCGGCAACGUCCUUCUAGACGAGAAUACAAAUGCUAAGAUCUCUGAUUUCAGUCUCUCUCGCCUAAUGACAACCGCGGCCAACUCCAAUGUGAUUGCAACAGCCGGCGCGCUUGGCUACCGUGCUCCAGAGCUGUCAAAGCUGAAGAAGGCAAACACAAAGACCGAUGUUUAUAGUCUUGGGGUGAUCAUACUCGAAUUACUGACAGGAAAGUCCCCUGGAGAGGCAAUGAAUGGUGUGGAUUUACCGCAGUGGGUGGCAUCGAUAGUGAAAGAAGAGUGGACAAAUGAAGUGUUUGAUUUAGAGCUGAUGCGGGAUGCGGCAGGGGACACAGGCGAUGAACUACUCAACACACUGAAGCUUGCAUUGCAUUGUGUCGAUCCGUCGCCUGCAGCCCGACCGGAGGUUCAACAAGUCCUGCAACAACUGGAGGAGAUCAAGCCAGAGUUGGCCAUUGCUGCUGGCUCGACGGAGGAAGUCGGUAGUAGUGGCACUGCAGUUGCAGAAGCUAAGGUAGUUGAAAGUGAGAAGUAGUAAGUAGUGUGGUGGUGGUAGUGAUUUCUAGUUGUUAGGAUUAUAAGCUGAAUUCUUUGGUUCCUAAAAGUUUUGUAUGCCCUGUGAUGUCUGUACAUAAUAUUUCUAGUUAAUUA